AUGCAUAUGAAUACAUUACAAUUUAUAUCUCCUGGAAGAUUCGAUCAUCUCCUGAAAGAUGGUACCAAUAAAAAGAUUCCGGCUUGCCAGACUCGAACUAGCAACCGAUUGAUAACAGGAUAUUACUACAGUCAAUCGCGCUACCAUUGCGCCAAAGCCGGAUUGUUUGAAAUCAAAAAUGCAUAA
Messenger RNA from Dictyostelium purpureum, 186 nucleotides. RefSeq lists its product as uncharacterized. Bases 1 to 186 code for a protein of 61 amino acids. The record is from RefSeq and is a predicted model, not a curated record. The transcript has a single exon. Lineage: Eukaryota; Evosea; Eumycetozoa; Dictyosteliales; Dictyosteliaceae.